GCAGUCUGCCGGAGACAGACAGAGCGCCGCAGCCUCCUCCCCCAGACAUGUCUGCUUAGACCCCAGCAGCCCCCAGCAGCAGCCAGCCCCAGCCAGCCCGCCGGCUCCCAGCUAUGACAGGAGUAUUUGACAGAAGGGUCCCCAACAUCAGAUCCGGCGACUUCCAGGCUCCUUUCCAGACGGCCGCAGCCAUGCACCACCCGUCCCAGGAAUCUCCCACUUUACCCGAGUCCUCGGCUACGGAUUCCGACUACUACAGCCCGGCGGGGGGAGCCCCCCACGGCUACUGCUCGCCUACCUCGGCUUCCUAUGGCAAAGCUCUCAACCCUUACCAGUACCAGUACCAUGGCAUGAAUGGAUCUGCUGGGAACUAUCCUCCCAAAGCCUACGCAGACUACAGCUACGCCAGCCCCUACCACCAGUACAGCGGGGCUUACAACCGCGUACAGAGCUCCUCCAGCCAGCCAGAGAAAGAGGUGGCGGAGCCCGAGGUGAGGAUGGUGAACGGCAAACCAAAGAAAGUGCGCAAACCCCGCACUAUUUAUUCCAGCUUCCAGCUGGCCGCCUUGCAGAGGAGGUUCCAGAAGACCCAGUACCUCGCCCUGCCCGAGCGGGCCGAGCUGGCCGCCUCCCUGGGGCUCACGCAGACACAGGUGAAAAUUUGGUUUCAGAAUAAAAGAUCCAAGAUCAAGAAGAUCAUGAAGAACGGGGAGAUGCCCCCGGAGCACAGCCCCAGCUCCAGCGACCCCAUGGCCUGCAACUCUCCACAGUCGCCUGCGGUUUGGGAACCUCAGGGCUCAUCCCGCUCCCUCAGCCACCAUGCCCACGCACACGCUCACCCUCCAAACUCCAACCCGUCCCCUGCAUCCAGCUACCUGGAGAGCUCCGCUUCCUGGUACCCCGCUGCCAACUCCAUCAACUCCCACCUCCAACCCCACGGCUCCCUACAGCACCCGUUAGCGCUGGCCUCUGGGACAAUUUAUUAGAGCCUGACCCUUAUUAUUUUAUUUUUUUAAGUGGUUUUUUU
Molecule: messenger RNA, 1027 nt
Organism: Pogoniulus pusillus (Red-fronted tinkerbird)
Lineage: Eukaryota; Metazoa; Chordata; Aves; Piciformes; Lybiidae
Gene: DLX5
Product: distal-less homeobox 5
Biological process (GO): anatomical structure formation involved in morphogenesis; regulation of transcription by RNA polymerase II; embryo development
Molecular function (GO): DNA-binding transcription factor activity, RNA polymerase II-specific; RNA polymerase II cis-regulatory region sequence-specific DNA binding
Source: RefSeq, a predicted model, not a curated record